CGCCGCCCCGGGGGCGCCCGCCCGACCGCCGGCGCGCGCCGGAGCGGGCGCGGCCUGGCGCCGCCAGGGGCUGGCGCGGGCAUGGGCCAGGCUUGUGUCUGUGGGUUUUUCCCCUCCCGAACGAAGGGCGGCGCGGCGGACGACGCCUCCUCCGCCGUGGUCUCGAUGCCGGCGCUGGACCUGUCGAAGGUGCAGACCGGCGGCUCUGCCAGCUGCAGCCCGGCGGCGCAGGGAGCGGAGCAGCGCCUGUGCAGGCGCCACUCCGCUCCCUGUGCCGUGCGGGCAGGCCUGCCCUCGCUGCGGGCCGCCGCGGGGACCGACCUCGGUCACGCCGCCGCGCCGCCGGCCGGCCGGCCCGGCGGCGGCAGCGCGCUGGAGCCGCUCGGCCCCGCCGACGCUGCUGCCUCUGCCGGGGCCGGCGCGCCGGGGGAGGCCCCGCAGGCCGAGGCCAGCGAGGCCAGCGAGUCCGAACCGGUCAGCGAGUUCACCGUGACCCUCGACAGGACCCAGCCUCAGGGCGGCGCCACGGCCUUGGGCGUCGACAUCGACCUCUCCGACAGGGAGGCGCUGGUCGUCGACAAGGCCUCGGGGGACGUGGUGGAGGCCUGGAACUGCGCCCACCCAGAUUUGGAGAUGAUGGAGGGCGACAGGAUCCUCGCGGUGAACGGCCAGGGUGGUGACGCAGCGCCCCUCACCGAGCUCGCGAGGACCUCGCACGUCGUAGCGAUGCUGGCCCAGCGCCCCGGCGAGUGAGAGCCCGCUCGCGGAGCAAGAUGGAGCAGCAACACAUCUCGCGAACAUAAUUUGUCGGACGUCAGCGCGGAUUUCUUGGACCUGCGCCAGACCCCCUUCGUGGCGCCUCUUGCGCUGCCCCUGGCGCGCUGCGCGCGCCAGAGAGGGGGUCCAGCGCCGCUCCAAGAAGUCCGCGCGGACCUCCGAGAAAUUGUGUAUAUGUCCUUAUUUCCUCUAGAGGAAGGGGCGAGGAGGAGGAGGUGGCGGCGCCAGAGGUCAAGGGAGGAACAAAUACCCUCCGACCCCCAUAGCUGGCGUUUCCUGAACAACCCUGGGCGUUUACUGAACAGCCCUGCCCUGUUCGACACCUUCCUGGGGGGCUUUACUAAGAGGCCUUGUUUGCUGGGGUGCUUCUUACGAGGUUGGUUCGGCGGGGGCGCUCGUGAAGAAACGCGCCGGGGAGGCUUCAGACCCUGGAGGGUUCCUUAUCUGGUGAGGGCGGCGGUGGUAUAUCGACAUGGCCAGGCCUCGAGUGGUGCUCCACCAGGUUCUGAGGCCCCCUUUAUGCUAUCUUUCCCAGCGCUUCCCUCCGAGAGGGAGCGCGCACCCUCGCGGCGACGCCCGCGGGCGCGGCGGGACCCCGCGGGACCCCGAUGGGCCCCCGCGGCGCCACGGCGCGGCGGGGCCCCGGCGCCUUGGGGGCGCGCCUGGGGCAGGCGAGGCGGCUGGCCCCGCCCGUUCACUGAGCGCGGGCCCGCGUCCGCCGGGCGCUUGUUCCCCAGUCGGCACGAUCGGCUACACGUAGGUCGCCGUUUUUUGCGCACGCUCUCGCCGUUCGGCGCGGGCCCCCUUUCACCCCCCCCCCCCUCCCCCUCCC
Prorocentrum cordatum is the source of this 1609-nucleotide messenger RNA. The record is from the annotation of a GenBank genome assembly. Lineage: Eukaryota; Dinophyceae; Prorocentrales; Prorocentraceae.